UCAUCCGUUUGGCACACUCUCUUCCUUUAUUGCUUUCUUUUUGCGGAACUCCUCCUCUCUCAAUUGAAUCGCUAUUAUUCAUCUUCGUCUUCGCCGUUUGCCUGAUCUCUCUCUGAUUGGUUUUUUAAGCCUUACUGUUGUUGGAUGCAGGACGAUGAAAACAAAAAAUGUCUAGGCUAAACAAAGACAUUGAUUCAGCAUUUCACGGUGUUGGAACUAAAAGUGGCUUGGAGAUUUGGUGCAUAUAUAAUAAUCAGCUUAUUUCUAUAUCCAAGUCUUCUUUUGGAAAAUUUCACUCUGGAAAUGCAUAUCUUGUUCUCAGAACGUUUUUGCGGAAGAUCGAAUCUCCCCAGUAUGAUAUUCACUAUUGGCUAGGAAAUGAUGCAAAUGAGGUGGAUUUAGUUUUGGCAUCAGACAAAGCAUUAGAGUUAGAUGCAGCACUUGGAUGUUGUACGGUGCAAUACCGUGAAGUUCAAGGUCAAGAGACUGAGAAGUUUCUCUCUUACUUCAAACCUUGUAUUAUACCUGUUGAAGGCAAGUUUUCACCAAAAACUGGAUUGGUUGGCGAGACAUACCAAGUUAUUUUGCUAAGGUGCAAGGGAGAUCAUGUUGUUCGUGUUAAAGAGGUGCCUUUUCUUCGGUCAUCACUGAACCAUGAUGAUGUGUUCAUUCUUGAUACUGCAUCAAAAGUUUUUCUCUUUGCUGGUUGCAACUCAAGCACUCAGGAAAAAGCUAAAGCCCUGGAGGUUGUGGAGUAUAUAAAGGAUAACAAGCAUGACGGAAGAUGUGAGGUGGCGACAAUCGAGGAUGGAAAAUUUUCAGGUGAUUCAGAUUCUGGUGAAUUCUGGUCUUUCUUUGGUGGUUAUGCUCCCAUUCCCAAGCUUUCAUCUUCAACCACCCAAGAACAGACGCAGACUACAUGUGCAGAAUUGUUCUGGAUAGAUACUAAGGGAAAUCUACAUCCAACUGGAACAAGUUCUUUGGACAAGGACAUGCUUGAAAAAAACAAAUGCUACAUGCUGGACUGUUACAGUGAAGUAUUUGUUUGGAUGGGAAGAGCCACGUCACUUACAGAAAGAAAGACAUCCAUUUCAUCCUCAGAAGAAUUUCUACGAAAGGAGGGACGCUGGACAACCACAAGUUUAGUACUUCUAACGGAAGGACUAGAAAAUGCCAGAUUCAGGUCAUUUUUUAGUAAGUGGCCUCAGACCGUAGAGUCUAGCCUUUACAAUGAAGGUCGAGAAAAAGUGGCAGCGAUGUUCAAACAAAAAGGAUAUGACGUUGAUGAGCUUCCUGAUGAAGAAGAUGAACCUCUCUACACAAACUGCCGAGACACCCUCAAGGUUUGGCGUGUAGAUGGUGAUGAGGUCUCUAUUCUCUCCAUUCCUGACCAGACAAAGCUAUUCAGCGGCGAUUGUUAUAUUGUCCAGUAUAAAUAUACUUAUAAUGAAAGAACCGAACAUCUUUUAUAUGUAUGGAUCGGUUGUGAAAGCAUACAGCAAGAUAGAGCUGAUGCCAUAACCAAUGCAAGUGCCAUUGUUGGUUCAACCAAGGGUGAAUCUGUACUGUGUCAUAUAUAUCAGGGAGACGAACCUUCUCGUUUUUUUCCAAUGUUCCAGUCGCUGGUUGUUUUUAAAGGCGGUUUGAGUAGACGGUACAAAAUGUUUCUAGCAGAGAAGGAAAACGAAAUGGAAGAAUAUAAUGAGAACAAGGCUUCUCUUUUCCGUGUUGAAGGAACAAGCCCAAGGAACAUGCAAGCAAUCCAAGUUAAUCUAGCAGCAACCUCCUUGAACUCAUCCUACUCGUACAUUUUACAAUAUGGAGCUUCUGCCUUCACAUGGAUUGGAAAACUUUCAUCAGACUCUGAUCAUGAUGUUCUUGACAGAAUGCUAUAUUUCCUUGAUACAUCUUGUCAACCUAUAUACAUCAGGGAAGGAAAUGAACCAGACACAUUUUGGGAUUUGCUUGGUGGUAAGUCAGAGUACCCAAAAGAAAGGGAAAUGAGGAAACAAAUAGAAGAACCACAUUUAUUUACAUGUUCCUGCAGUUCAGGUAAUGAUGUACUCAAGGUGAAAGAAAUAUACAAUUUCGUGCAAGACGAUUUAACCACUGAAGAUGUAUUACUGUUGGACUGCCAAAGUGAAGUAUAUGUUUGGAUUGGAUUAAACUCAAACAUAAAGUCCAAGCAAGAAGCUCUUACUCUUGGUCUGAAAUUCCUAGAGAUGGAUAUUCUGGAAGAAGGUCUAACCGUGAGGACUCCUCUAUAUGUUGUCACAGAAGGCCACGAGCCACCAUUCUUCACCCGUUUCUUUGAGUGGGUUCCUGAAAAGGCAAACAUGCAUGGUAAUUCAUUUGAAAGGAAACUUGCUAGUCUGAAAGGAAAGAAGACAAGCACUAAGAGAUCUAGUGGAAGCCAGUGGAGACCACAGUCGAAGGAUAAUGCAUCACGUGAUUUACAAAGUCGAUCUGUGAGCUCAAACGGAUCGGAGCGAGGAGUAUCACCUUGCUCCAGCGAAAAGCUUUCGAGAUUGAGCUCUACAGAAGACAUGACUAGCAGCAGCAACUCAACUUCAGUUGUCAAAAAGCUUUUCUCAGAAUCUCUUUUAGUGGAUCCUAGUGAUGGAUUGGCGAGACAAGAGUCAAGCUCCAAGUCGGACAUUUCUAAUCAAAAUCCAGUCGGUGGAAUCAAUCGCGAUCUUAGUAGUCUAGAGUCGCUUACAUAUUCAUAUAAACAGCUCAGAGUUGAUUCUCAGGAGCCAGUGUCAAAUAUAGAUGCAACAAGAAGAGAGGCGUACUUAACAGAGAAAGAGUUUGAAGAGAGAUUUGGAAUGGCGAAAUCUGAGUUCUAUGCACUUCCAAAAUGGAAACAGAAUAAACUUAAAAUAUCUCUUCAUCUUUUCUAAAAAUCUCACUACCCUAGAGUAAUAUAUUUGGAACAAUUCAAAGCUAUUUUUUUUUGGGUUUUACCAAAUGUAAAAACUGUAAUGUUCUUGUUCAUUGCAAUGACCUCGUGAUAUAAGUUUGAGGCUAGUAGCUUGUUACAAAA
Arabidopsis lyrata subsp. lyrata is the source of this 3046-nucleotide messenger RNA. Its product is annotated as villin-1. Lineage: Eukaryota; Viridiplantae; Streptophyta; Magnoliopsida; Brassicales; Brassicaceae. Gene Ontology annotation, molecular function: actin filament binding. The record is from RefSeq and is a predicted model, not a curated record. The coding region runs from base 168 to 2903 and encodes 911 amino acids. Gene Ontology annotation, biological process: cytoskeleton organization. The transcript is spliced from 22 exons.